Molecule: messenger RNA, 282 nt
Organism: Aphanomyces astaci
Lineage: Eukaryota; Oomycota; Saprolegniomycetes; Saprolegniales; Verrucalvaceae
Exons: 2
Coding region: 1-282 (93 amino acids)
Source: RefSeq, a predicted model, not a curated record
AUGGACGUCCAAAUGUACAUGUAUGCAAACGAAUUCACGGACGAGGAGAAGAGCCCUGAAUACGGCAUCAAGGGUUGGCCGAAUUGGCAUGUGGGGGUCCUCUCCAUGUACGCGGGGCACGUUGCCAUCAACCACUGCACCCGCGACUAUGGGGUUGUCAAGGAUGCACACAAUUUAGACUUUCCCACCACGUCGCAUGAGUCCCCCACGCGACAUGCCCACCUUCAUACGUGGCAGGAUAGUAACCGGUUCUCCAAGUUGGCGCUCUUGGCGAACGAUUAG